AGUAGCAAUGGCGGUGUAUUUGUGAAGUAUAAAUAUAGAGCUACAAUCAUUAUUAUUUAUUACAAAAACACGUCUGUGAAUAUAUAUAAUAUUACGGGAACAAAUUAAAUAUUAUUAGCUACGUGGCGUUUGGUCUUUUUUUUUGUAUUGCUUUUCAUUGAGUUCCGAUCAAUUAUCGCUAACCAUGUCUAUAGGGUAGGAUACCUUCUUGUGUAAAAGUGAAAUUUGUUUCGGAACUACAUAUAUUGAAUAUUUCUGAAAAUGGCUCCGACAAAAUUCGGUAUAUUCAAGACUCGAAGUCGAGAUCAAACCGAACAACCCUCGACUGAAAAUCUCCUUCAGACGAGCCCCAGCAAUGAUACUGUUAACACACCGGACUCACCCGUGCCGUCAACAAGCAAAGGAAUCGUGUCAAGCGAUGAUUUUUUUUCACCGGAAUUACUUUCCGUUCUAAAUAUAGACGACGACGAUGACGAUUUUAUCUGUGACGAAGAGACGAGACGGGCAAGUCUUAGCAGCAAAAUAGAAGAACAACGGAUACUCUACGAAAAUUUUCAAAACCAAUCGACGGGAACAUCAACGAUGACACUCGAAGACGAAGAACAAUCGUACGAUAAAGCGGAGACGACUUUACCAUUGGAUGAUGACGCGUCUACUUCCUAUGACGCAAAUUCUUUGCAAUUCGACGAAUCAUCGAUAACCGCCAGUAACGAUGUGUCCAUGUAUUGCGCCAUGAUGAAGAAGCCGAAGAAGAGUAAAUCGAAGGAUCAACAGCUGACUGAUCUGGACAUGUGGCAAGCUAGCAAUGUUGAAGUUUUGGAGAACCUUCUGAAUCGGAGCGGCAGUCUAGACGAACAGAUCAAAUGGGAGGCAAUCGCCACAGCCCGUGGGCUCUGCACACUUACCGACAGUUGCACAUGCACUGAUUGCACGGGAGUCACUUACCUGGCCGGUGUCACGGAUGGGGAUGGAGGUAUAGGUGUGGCGCCACUUUUCAGCGCUAUCAAUGUCGGGUGCCAAGUACAGUAAAUAGGAUAAUUUGAAUGCCUUAUCUGAAAGACUAACCUUGAGAAAAUGGUGACUUACGCUCACUGGUACGUGAUUAAAGUCUCGCUUCUCUUCAUACAAUUAAUGAAGCGAGAAAUUUGAAGAUGAAUUAAUAUUUCUCCACUUAUGUCAAUGUCUCUUGAACUGAAUCUAAAUUUAAUGGGAAGUUAAUUCUAUCUGAUUAUGAUUUUGAUGAUAUGGUUUUAAUGUUAAUUAUUAAGUGCAUUUAAUUGGUAACUUAAUACUUUACCUGUAUUGGUAAGUCAUUGCUUAACGUUGGUAUGCGAUAUGAUUGAUCACAUUUCUACCUAACGAUGAUAAAAAUUAUGAUAUUAAUUUGUUUCGUUAAUUAAGCUUCCAGGAUAAUUUAUUUUACUUUUAUAUACUAUUUAAUUUUACUUAAUAACCAAUAGAGUAAAAUUAAAUGUCUAUGGCUUUUAUUGUAUAGAAAUAAUCAAGCUCCAAAAGGCCACAAAUCACUGUUAGGUAUAUCGACAUUUUCAAAUCGGGGCUUUCCUUUAAACUCUUCUGUUGUUCUUUUUUCAAAUGUUAUCAAUAUUAGAUUUAUAUCUAGUGGUGGGGAAUAACCGUAAUUAGACGUUAAGACACGAAAUGUCUAUUUUUGGCACACUUUUUAUCUAUAUCUUAAUUAGACUUUAUAAUAAGUAAUGUUAAAAAUUUAAAUGGAUAUGUUUUAUGUACAUCGUAUUGUGUAAAAUAUAAUUUUCAUUCUGAAAUAAUUUAUAGAGUAAACUAAAACUAUAUUUGUAGCAAUUUUUCGAUACAUAUUAAUACAAUGGCCUAAUUUAAGAUAUAAUCAAUAUAUAAAAUAUGUUUGCGGUAUGAUCAUAGACUAUAGACAGGAACUACCCUAGGAAGGGAAGGAGAUAGGUUGUGGUCUACACUUGCAUUGUCUCUUUCUAAUUCUUAGUCCGUUCUCUAUGUAACGAUUCUGGUGUACACAAUCUGUAAGACUAAAUUCAUUUGAUAAUUUAAAAAAAAAACUUUUUAACUUUAACAUUAGAAAAAGUUCUUUAUUUCAUUUAUAUAAAUUUAUUUUAGUUUAAUCAUUGUACAAAACGGAACGUACAUUAUUAAAUUAUAUUUUGUUUGUCUAUCUUUAUGCCCCAUACACACGGGUAACCAAACGCGAUGCGAAAUCGUAUAUUAUGCUAUGGUCACACGUGCGACAACCCAUUUGUGAAUUUUCUUUAACUGUACAUGCAGGGGGCCAAUUCUACUAACAAAUUGUCACUUUAUCGCAAUCGAAUCGAAGCGUGAUCGUUGCCGUUUAUCCAUUUUCCUAUUCUUUAAUUUAAUUAUCGAUUAU
Messenger RNA from Nymphalis io (European peacock), 2377 nucleotides. RefSeq lists its product as uncharacterized. The transcript is spliced from 6 exons. Lineage: Eukaryota; Metazoa; Arthropoda; Insecta; Lepidoptera; Nymphalidae. The coding region runs from base 262 to 1029 and encodes 255 amino acids. The record is from RefSeq and is a predicted model, not a curated record.